AUGGAAGUGCUUUCGAAUCCGUUCAAGUUCAACGGGGCAAUAAAGAGGGCGCUGAGGAGGCGGAAGUACAGCCGGGUGGAGGGAACGAGGAAGAGCGUGAAGGUGGUGAGGUUUGGGUCUAAGCGGUCAUGGCGGAUAAAGGCGGUGCCGAGGCUGCGGUGGAAGAUGCUGUCGCCGGUGAAGCUGUGGACUAGGAUCAAGAAUGCAUAUGUGAAGAUGAUGCUCAGCUUCGCCGGCAACGUCGGGUACCUUAGCGGCGGCGCCGGGAAUGGGAUUGAGCAGAAGAGAAUCGGCAGAGGUCGGGGGGCUAAGAUGGGGUAUACCACAACUGAGUUUGAGAACAGGUUGAUGUAUGAGAUUUACAAGUCCUUGGUGCCUUCAAUGGAGUUGUACCCCAUGCAAUAG
This is a messenger RNA of Ipomoea nil (Japanese morning glory), 405 nucleotides long. RefSeq lists its product as uncharacterized. Lineage: Eukaryota; Viridiplantae; Streptophyta; Magnoliopsida; Solanales; Convolvulaceae. The record is from RefSeq and is a predicted model, not a curated record. The transcript has a single exon. The coding region runs from base 1 to 405 and encodes 134 amino acids.